Olea europaea var. sylvestris is the source of this 1612-nucleotide messenger RNA. RefSeq lists its product as uncharacterized. The coding region runs from base 174 to 1256 and encodes 360 amino acids. The transcript has 3 exons. The record is from RefSeq and is a predicted model, not a curated record. Gene Ontology annotation, biological process: protein ubiquitination. Gene Ontology annotation, molecular function: ubiquitin-protein transferase activity. NCBI's taxonomy places the organism in Eukaryota, Viridiplantae, Streptophyta, Magnoliopsida, Lamiales, Oleaceae. Gene Ontology annotation, cellular component: CCR4-NOT complex.
GAGACGAACCACGUUUUUUGUAUAGUCCAAAGGCGAACGAACGAAUCAGAGGAAUUUUCGUUGCCCACUCUCUCUCUAAAAUACACACACUCUCUCUAUAUCUAUCGCUUUCUCUCUCCAAAUACAUCGACGAUCAAAUUAGGGUUUUCAAUUUGUUUCGACUUCACGCAGUAAUGAUUUCCGAUUCGAUCGCCAACGCUUCCAUCUCCAUGGCCUCCUCUAACCCAAAAGAUUUCGCCAAGAAAAAGAAGGCGAAUCGAUCAGCCAAAUUGAAGCAGUGCAAGCUUGAUGCUCGCCGCGAGCAGUGGCUUUCUCAAGUGAAGAAUAAGGGUAACUGUAAGGAGGAAUCAAAUGAUGGCGGGAUACAUGGAGGAUCAUCGGUGAAAUUGGGGAACAAGAGCAUACUUGCCAUAGAGAAAUUGGAGAUUAAGCCGAGAGAUGUGCAGGAGAAUUAUGGAGAUGGAUUGCCACUGCAUCAUUACAGUGAUUCCGAGUCAUCGCCAUCCACUAGCCACAACAGUAGCGUCUUGGGCAUUAUUGAUUCCAGAGCCAAUUUUACAGGGAGCAGCAGCCAAAGCAGUAGUGCUAGCAGCAACGGAUGUUGUUCUGGAAGUAUGAGUGAGGAAGGUGAAGGGGAUGAUGAUGGCUGCUUGGAUGAUUGGGAGGCUGUGGCUGAUGCCUUGGCUGAAACCGAUGACAAGAAGCAACAGCAUAACACCGACUCAGGAUUGGAUUCAUUAACUUCGGAGAAAGAUUUAAAUGCUUCCCAGUCAGAUUCCCAAUCGAUGGUAACAAACCAAUUGGCCUUUGGGCUUGAUGUUUCAAAGCCGAAGCUGGAGAAUCAGAGAAUGGUUGCAGAAGGGGCUCUGGUAAAUUGCCAGGCAUGGAGGCCUGAUGAUGCCUGUCGUCCUCAAACCCUGCCCAACUUGUCUAAGCAGUAUAGUUUCCCAAUGAAUUCAGGGAGACAUUUUGAUUGUGGAGGCUCUGUUUGGGCAUGUAGGAAUGUUGUGCCUGUCCCCACAUCGUGCCCAAUAUGCUAUGAGGAUUUUGACUUCACGGACUCGAGUUUUCUCCCUUGUUCAUGUGGCUUCCGGCUUUGCCUUUUCUGUCACAAGAGGAUUCUUGAGGAGGAUGGGCGCUGUCCAGGUUGCAGGAAGCAGUAUGACUCUGAAACUGUUGAUGGAGAGGCAACACUGGAUGGAGGCAGCUUGGCAUUUCGGUUGGCCCGUUCUCGUAGCAUGAUCACACGGUCUUAGGAAGAGUCUUUGUUUCCCUUGAACGUAUAUGUUUGGUCCAUCUUUUUCUCAGUGUUCCUUUUGUGUGUUCUUGUUGCGAGACUCUAGUUAUCGCGAGACUCUAGUUAUCAUAGUCUUAUAUGUUGGCAUAGAAGGGAGUUUUUGAAGCACAGAUCUAGUACUCUAAUGAUUUUGGUCCAUAUAUUUGUAUGGUGCGUGUGCUGGAAGACUUUGUUAUGUGAAUAGAUGAGGUGGUAUAGAAAUUGAAUACGCCAAGUUUGGUGAAACAUGACUGUUGUAUCUUGAUGAAUUUAGUUUGUUCCCUUGAGAUGAAGUACAAAUUCAUAAUGUGAAGGAAUUUCUUAAAAGUUCUAUCA